AUGCAAGCAGAUUUUGAGGGAGCCAGCAGCAAAGUUCAGCAACUGCAGCAGCAAAUUGAACUGCUGCAGCAGCAGCAGCAGCAACUGCAGCAGCAAACAGCAGCAGAAAGGCAACAAGCAGCGCUUGCUGCAGAAAAAGCUGCUGCUGAUCUGCAGCAGCAGCAGCAGCUACAACAGCAGCAGCAGCAGCAACUGCAGCAGCAGCUGCAGCAGCAGAGGGAAGAGACCCAAGACAAAGACAAACAAAUAAAUAAAUUAAGAGAAGAAAUAAAUAAUAAAAAUAAACAAAUAGAAGAACUACGUGUUGCUGCAGCAGAAUUGACGGAGACACUGGAGAAGCGCAGCAGCACUUUUGCUGCAGAAGUUGCUGAGCAGCAGCAGAAGGCAGCAGCAGCAGCACAACAGAAAGAAGCAGCAGAAGCAGCUGUACAUACACUGCAGCAAUCACUGCAGCAGCAGGUAGAAAAAGAAACAGAAGCUAAACAGAGCAGCAGCAAACAGGUAGCGCUGCUGCAGUCACAAGCAGCAGAAGCAGCAGCAGCACUAGAGGAGACACGGAGGGAGUUGCUGCAGCUAAAGGAGGAGAAGGCAUCAAUAGAAGCAGCAGCAGCAGCAGCUGCUGCUGCUGCAGAGCAAACAGCAGCACGAGAGCUGGAGGCGAAGCAGAGCACUAUCGAGAGUCUGCAGCAGCAACUACAGCAGAUGCAGACACAGCAGCAGCAGCAGCAACAGCAGCAGCAGCAACAGGAGCAGCAGCAGCAAGCAGGCGCGCUGCAGAAAUGGGAAGAAGAUAAGAAAAGGAGACAAGAAGAAGCAGCAAAAUUAAGGCAGCAGCUAAUAGCAGCAAAGAAGAUGCUAAGAGAGGCGCAGCAGCAGCAAGCAGCAGCAGAACAAGUUGCUGCUGAGCAGCAGCAGAAAAUUGAAUCCUUAACACGUCUGCAUAAACAAAUGGAGCAGCAGCUGCUGCAGCAGCAGAUGCAGCAGCACAAGUUGCGUAGAGCCCAUACUACUGCAACAGCAAUAACAGAAGCAGCAGCAGCAGCAGCAACAGCAGCAGCAGCAGAGGUGCAGCCGCUGAAACAGAGGAGAAAGUAUGAACAAAUGCAAGAUUCAUGCAGCAGCAGCAGCAGCAGCAGCAGCAGCAGCAGCAGCAGCAGCAGCAGCAGCAGCGGGGAAGGAAUGAUGCAAUGUGAUGAAGAAGAAAGCCGCAAUUCACCACCACCAGCAGCAGCAACAGCAGCAACAGCAGCAGGAGGGACAAGAGGCCGUAGGCCUCGUGCUUCCCCUGCAAGAAGCACCAGCAACAGCAGCAGCAGCAGCAGCAACAACAGCAACAGCAGCAACAACAGCAGCGCAGAUGGAGACAGCAGCAGCAGCAGCAGCAGGGAUGCAGAUAAGGAGACAGAAGUUAGCGAAGUAUUAAUAAGGAGACACUCGUUAAGAUUAAGGAGACAAAAGAGUGAUAAUUUAUCUCCUGCUGCUGCUGAUGCUGCUGCUGCUGCUGUUGCUGCUGCUGCUGCUUCUCCUUAUAAAGUUUCAUUCCCUUCUAGACGAUUAAAAUAA
Molecule: messenger RNA, 1563 nt
Organism: Eimeria maxima
Lineage: Eukaryota; Apicomplexa; Conoidasida; Eucoccidiorida; Eimeriidae
Exons: 3
Coding region: 1-1563 (520 amino acids)
Source: RefSeq, a predicted model, not a curated record